Molecule: messenger RNA, 1534 nt
Organism: Betta splendens (Siamese fighting fish)
Lineage: Eukaryota; Metazoa; Chordata; Actinopteri; Anabantiformes; Osphronemidae
Gene: aldoab
Product: aldolase a, fructose-bisphosphate, b
Exons: 7
Coding region: 146-1237 (363 amino acids)
Biological process (GO): fructose 1,6-bisphosphate metabolic process; glycolytic process
Cellular component (GO): cytosol
Molecular function (GO): fructose-bisphosphate aldolase activity
Source: RefSeq, a predicted model, not a curated record
UAGCUGGCCAGCUGAAAUGUGAGGGGUCACAAUGGGAGGAUAAAUAUAAGGGCCAGCAGGCUGGAGGGGCGUCGCAGACGAAGGCCAGCACUUCUCCCUCCUUGUCUCUUCUCUCAGCGCUCCUCCUGAACUCUAAAGUGUCAGGAUGCCUCACGCAUACCCCUUCCUCACUCCUGAGCAGAAGAAGGAGCUCAACGAUAUUGCUCAAAGGAUUGUUGCUACCGGCAAGGGAAUCCUAGCCGCAGAUGAGUCCACUGGCAGCGUGGCCAAGCGUUUCCAGAGCAUCAAUGCUGAGAACACUGAGGAGAACAGGAGGCUGUACAGGCAGCUUCUCUUCACCGCCGAUGACUCCGUCGUCCCAUGCAUCGGCGGCGUGAUCCUCUUCCACGAGACCAUGUACCAGAAGACCGACGAUGGCAAGCUCUUCACCCAGUACCUCAAGGAGAGGGGCAUGGUUGUGGGCAUCAAGGUUGACAAGGGUGUUGUCCCCCUGGCCGGAACCAACGGCGAGACAACCACCCAGGGUCUCGACGGACUGUACGAGCGCUGCGCCCAGUACAAGAAGGACGGCGCCGACUUUGCCAAGUGGCGCUGCGUGCUGAAGAUCACCCCCACCACUCCCUCCAGGCUGGCCAUCAUCGAGAACGCCAACGUCCUGGCCCGCUAUGCCAGCAUCUGCCAGAUGCACGGCAUCGUCCCCAUCGUCGAGCCCGAGAUUCUGCCCGACGGUGACCACGACCUGAAGCGCUGCCAGUACGUCACCGAGAAGGUUCUGGCGGCCGUCUACAAGGCCCUGUCCGACCACCACGUCUACCUGGAGGGCACCCUGCUCAAGCCCAACAUGGUUACCGCCGGACACUCCUGCUCGCACAAGUACAGCAACCAGGAGAUCGCCAUGGCAACGGUUACGGCCCUGCGCCGCACCGUGCCCCCUGCCGUCCCCGGCAUCACCUUCCUGUCUGGAGGCCAGAGUGAGGAGGAGGCCUCUGUCAACCUGAACGCCAUUAACCAGUGCCCUCUGCACAAGCCCUGGGCCCUGACCUUUUCAUACGGCCGCGCCCUGCAGGCCUCAGCCCUCAAAGCUUGGGGUGGCAAGAAGGAGAACGGCAAGGCGUGCCAGGAUGAGUUCGUCAAGAGAGCACUGGCCAACAGCCAGGCCUGCCAGGGCAAAUACGUCACCUCUGGAUCCAGCGCUGCUGGUGGGGAGUCUCUUUUCGUGGCUAACCACGCUUAUUAAGCACGGACGCUCACCGUUUAACCCCUCACACGCCGCCUGCGAGACUUCGCUACUGAACCGCAGCAUCUUGGCAGAACGUGACAGAUUUAAGCCUCUCCGUCAGGUUGCCGGUGUAGCUGGAAAUUCUGAAAAAGAUGUUUGGCCUCCAUUCCCUUACAUUUUAUUUUAAACACCUUUUUCAGGUAACGCUUCCCUCAAUGUUUUUACAAAACCUAGACUGUUCUUUCCUUAGUUUGAUUCCAACAAAUGCAAUAUAUCAUUUCUAACACUACCAUGGAAUAAAACUAUUCACCCCAA